AUGUCUCCACACCAGAUCUCGACCCACACCGUGCACCUGCUUCCGCUCAAGGACGACGGCUCGCCUGACAUCGCGGGUGACCCGGCGUACUGCUACCUCCCACCGCCCUCGCACCCAGCCUAUUGCAUCCGCUUCCAGGUGACCGGCACCAGCUCAAUAUGCAGAGAAGGCAGCCUCUGGACAAACAUUCCCCACAAGGGAGAGCAGUUCAGCCGCAACAAGUUCAAUGAAUACAAGUACGAGCUCCACACUACACAAUUCAAUGGCAAGGUCGACGGAUGCUGACUUGCUCCAGGCUGAAUCCAAGCUUCAACGAGGAGAUCAAGAUCGAUGUGCCCAUUCACACAGCAGGCGCCUUUGAGUUCUAUUGCACAUACACCCCGCUCCCACCCUUCUCCACAGACAAGCCAGAGCCUCCCAAGCCCACCCGUACACCGACCUACUACAUUGACGUUGCGCCGGACUUGCGAAUCGACAAUGCCCAUGUCCCGCUCGACGCCAUUUCCUGCAUUUCCGUGCUUUCCAAAUUCAUGGGCAAGUACCCCGAUGACUUCCACCGCCAUCUUCGAGGCAUCAGCCAGCGAGGCUACAACAUGGUGCACUUCACACCCCUCAUGAUGCGUGGCGACAGCAAUUCGCCCUACUCCAUCUACGAUCAGCACACUUUCGACAAGGCUAUUUUCCCCAACGGCGAGGCGGACAUUGUGGAAAUGGUCGGCAAAAUGGAAAACGAAUACGGCCUUUGUAGUCUGACGGACGUUGUGUGGAACCAUACCGCCAACAACAGCAAGUGGUUGGAGCAACACCCGGAAGCGGGCUACAAUGUCAACACUGCGCCCCAUCUGCAGCCCGCCUACGAGCUCGACAGUGCCCUGCUGAUGUACUCGUCUCGGCUGGCCUCUCUUGGACUUCCAACACACUUGACGUCUGAAGCCGAUUUGCUCCGCGUCAUGGACGGCAUCAAAGCCCAUGUCCUUGGAGCAAUCAAAUUUUGGGAAUUCUACAUCUGUGACGUGGACAAGGACACUGCUGCUACAAUAUCUGCUUGGACAGAAGGCCGCGUCAAGUUUGAUGGACACAUCCCUGACGACAUUGCAAGCUGGUCUCUGGGAGACAAGGCCGACUGGAUCCGUGCCAACUGCUGUCCGGGGACAGAUCGAAUGGGCGAGCGUUUCCGCCGCCACGCCGUGCCCGAGCGUUUGGCAGCUCUGUUGACCUGUCUCGUUGGCAAGUACAAUACUGGUGUCAACAGUGCUGGCGACCAACGGACUGCCUACGGCACUGUCCAUCGACUGCUCAACGAACUCAAUCUCAAGUGGUACAAGGAAUACGACGCGGAUGUCGCUGCCAUCAUGGAGCAAAUCUUCAAUCGCACCAAGUACGUGCGCCUGGACGAUCAUGGUCCCAAGACUGGCGACAUCACUCUGCAAAAUCCGCUCAUUGAGUCCUACUUCACAAGACUCCCUGUCAAUGAGACUACCUCCAAGCACGAUCCAGGCUCGCUUGCUCUGGCCAACAACGGCUGGGUGUGGGCUGCCGAUGUGAUGCGCGACAAUGCAGGACCCAAGUCGAAAGUUUACCUUCGCCGCGAGCUGAUUGUCUGGGGCGACUGCGUCAAGCUUCGAUACGGAUCUGGCCCGGAGGACAGCCCAUUCCUCUGGCAAUUCAUGACCGAGUACACCCAGCUCAUGGCCAAGCACUUCCACGGCUUCCGCAUCGACAAUUGCCAUUCCACGCCACUACAUGUCGCUUCUCACAUGCUCGAUGCUGCUCGGCAAGUUCAGCCCGAUCUUGUUGUCGCAGCUGAGCUGUUCAGUGGUGAUGAGAAGAUGGACUUCCUCUACUGCCAGAAGCUUGGCAUCAGUUUCCUCAUCCGCGAAGCCAUGCAGUGCUGGUCGACGGCCGAGAUGUCCCGGCUCGUGCACAUCAACUGCGGGCGUCCUAUCGGGUCUUUCGAAGUUGACGACAUCUCUAGUAUGGACAAGCCCGCUACCAACGGCACUUUGACGAAUGGAAGCACACCCAAGGGCCUGGAAAUCAUUCACAAGAUCAUUCCAUCCAAGAUCCACGCUUUGCUCAUGGACUGUACGCAUGACAAUGAGACACCAGUGCAACGUCGUGACGGCCGCGAUACUCUUCCCACUUCUGCCUUGGUGGCGAUGUGCGCCUCAGCCGCCGGCUCUGUCUUUGGCAUGGAUGAGCUGUACCCUGAGCUCAUCGAACUCGUCCAUGAGACUCGCCCCUACACGUCGCCCUACAGCAACCUCAAAGAGGGAGAAGAUCUGCGGAUUGGUCCAACUGAAGGUAUUGGCGGUAUCAAGCGUCUCAUGAACCAGCUGCAUACCAUCAUGGGCAAGGACAAGUACGAUGAGACGUUCGUCCAUCACGAUGGCGAGUACAUUACCGUUCAUCGUAUCCAUCCGAAAUCGAGGAAAGGCUACUACCUCAUCGCCCAUACCGCAUACCCAGGCUAUGGCAACGGCAACGGCGGCUUCGAUACUCAACGUCUUACUGGGACGAAAGCCAAGUCGCUUGGAGCAUGGAAUCUCGAAUGUGACCAGAGCUGGGAAGCAAAGCAAGCCGCCAUUCACGACAAAGUCCUGCGUGGUAUUCCCAGCAGAACCAGGGAUCUCCAUGGCGUUACUUGUGACUCGCACGGCGAUGAUACUCUCAUCACCGUGCCUUCCAAUUUUCCGCCUGGCUCCAUCUGCAUUUUCGAGACCUGGAUCCCACAAGCAGAGCACAGCGAGGGUCUUGACAAGUACCUCACGUCCGGAGCUCGCGAGGCUUUCAAGGGCUGCAGCUUGACUGACAUCAACGCCAUCCUGUACAGGGCCGAUUCCGAGGAGCGUACUAUGUCUGGAGGAGCCGACGGCGUGUACACGGUGCCAGGCAUAGGAUCACUGGUCUACUGUGGUCUCCAAGGCUGGUGGUCUGUCCUCCGCGAUGUCGUCGAUCACAAUGACCUCGGUCAUCCAAUCUGCAACCACCUUCGCGAGGGCCAGUGGGCUCUGGACUACAUCGUCAACCGCUUGGACAAGCUCGCGCAACGUCAAGACGGCAUUUACAAGGGCUGCGCGCCGGUUGUCGACUGGCUGCGGUCUCGUUUUGAUGCUUGCCGCUCCCUGCCUAGCUUCCUUUUGCCACGCUGCUUUGCUCUGGUCAUCCGCACGGCCAAGAAGGCAGCCAAUGAGCGAGCCAUUGAGCAGAUGCACCCAACAAUUCGCAAUGGUCAACGCUUCGUCAAGUCUCUUAGUAUGGUCUCUUGCCAAGUCCAAGGCUUCAUGGACAAUGCCAAGCUCUGGCCAGACAAGCUCGAUCCUUCUCUCGCUGCGGGUCUGCCUCACUUUGCGCAGGACUGGGCCCGUGUAUGGGGUCGCGACACCAUGAUCGCCAUGCGUGGUCUGUUGACCUGCACAGGGCGCUACGACGAGGCCAAGGAGCAUUUGCUCUGCUUCGCCAGUCUUGUCAAGCACGGCAUGAUUCCCAAUCUUCUCAACUCUGGGAAGCUGCCUCGUUACAACAGUAGAGAUUCGGUCUGGUUCUUCCUUCAAAACAUCCAGGACUACGUGGCCAUGGCUCCGAAUGGCCAAGAUUUCCUGCAUGAGCGUGUCCGACGUCGUUUCUUCCCAUACGACGACACCUGGUUCGCGUGGGACGACAAGCGCGCUUAUUCUCAAACCAGCAGCAUCGAGGACGUCAUCCAGGAGUGUCUGCAACGCCAUGCCACCGGUAUGCACUUCCGCGAGUACAACGCUGGGCCUGAACUGGACAGUCAGAUGAAGUCGGAAGGCUUCAACAUUGACAUCGAGCCCGACUGGAACACUGGCAUUAUCUACGGUGGCAACGAGUGGAACUGCGGUACUUGGAUGGACAAGAUGGGCGACUCCACCAAGGCUGGAAACAAGGGACACCCUGGUACUUCCCGUGACGGCGCGCCAGUAGAGAUAACCGGUCUGCUGUACAGUGCGCUCAACUGGGUGGACCAACUGAGUGCCGCUGGCAAGUUCAGAUAUCAUAGUGUGUCGACCAAGGACGGCAACCUCAUCACGUAUCGCGACUGGGCCACCAAGAUCCGGAACAGCUUCGAGCACUGUUACUACGUCCCUGCCAAUUCACAGGACUGGCCCCAGUACGACAUCAACCCGGCCAUUGUCAACCGAAAGGGCAUCUACAAGGACAUCCACCGCUGCAAGAAGGAGUACCGGGACUACCAGCUGCGACCAAAUUUCCCCAUUGCCAUGGUCGUCGCGCCCGAUCUCUUCAAGCCAGAACAUGCCCUUGGUGCCCUCAAGAUCGCCGAUCAGUUCCUUCGUGGCCCGACUGGUAUGGCAACGCUGGAUCCAAGCGACCUUGAGUACCAUCCGGAUUACAUCAAUAGCGAUGACAGCGACAACUACCAGACGGCGCACGGACGAAACUACCACCAAGGUCCCGAGUGGCUGUGGCCGACCGGCUUCUUCCUGCGUGCUCUCCUGAAGUUCGACUUGAUGCGUCGCAAUACGAAGGAGGAGCGCGUCGAGGCCUUCCAACAGGUUACUCAGCGUCUGCAUGGAAGCAUGGAAAUGAUUCGCAAUUCACCAUGGCGAGGCCUCACUGAGCUUACCAAUCGCAAUGGAUCUUACUGUGGUGAUUCGGUAAGUCAUGUUUGGUCUCGAUUUAGAGAAGAACUGUGCUGACGUAUUUGAUAGUGCCCAACCCAGGCUUGGUCCGCAGGGUGCAUAAUCGAUCUCUACGAGGACGCGAGCAGGUACGGGACCAACCCUCAGUAG
This is a messenger RNA of Lecanosticta acicola, 4772 nucleotides long. Lineage: Eukaryota; Fungi; Ascomycota; Dothideomycetes; Mycosphaerellales; Mycosphaerellaceae. The record is from the annotation of a GenBank genome assembly.